Trematomus bernacchii (emerald rockcod) is the source of this 5724-nucleotide messenger RNA. It is a transcript of the gene inppl1b, whose product is annotated as inositol polyphosphate phosphatase-like 1b. The transcript has 27 exons. Bases 1189 to 4857 code for a protein of 1222 amino acids. Gene Ontology annotation, molecular function: protein binding; phosphatase activity. The record is from RefSeq and is a predicted model, not a curated record. NCBI's taxonomy places the organism in Eukaryota, Metazoa, Chordata, Actinopteri, Perciformes, Nototheniidae. Gene Ontology annotation, biological process: phosphatidylinositol dephosphorylation.
UUUCACACACUGGUGGUGAAGUUGAGCCCCUCGCAAGAAUUCUCCUGGCUAUGUCCGCCAUCUGGAAUGUCGAGUCACUUCCUCUGUCUGCCCUGCGCUCUAACAGGGUUGUCCUCUGCCUCUCUGCUCCCUCCCUCUGCUCUGACAGCACUCUGAAGAACCGCUGGAGACCACACCAGUGCGAACGGGACUCUACUGACAAGACACACGAGCCAGCACACAAACAUACAGCAUGAAAGUGAGACCCCCGGAGCAGCCCCCAUCCAACUUCAGAGACACACUCUAAAUGGAAUCUGGGCCUGGAAGAAGCAAAGACAACUGCAGGCAUCAGCUGAACUUUUUGGAGGUUGUUCCUUUUCCCUUAUAUGGCAACAGAGCUGGGAAAUCAUUUGAAUUAGUCUGGUUUUUGUUGCAUGCCUGUCUGGUUUUAGUGCUGACUGAGUUCCAUCUGGUAUGUUUCUGUCUCUGCUGUGUGUUCGUGUGUGAGUGUGUGGGCCCCGUGUGUGCGGCUUGAUUUGUUUGUUUUGCCAUUCUUGGUUCUUCUUUUCCCGUUGUUUGCAUGUGGGGUUUUUGUUUUGGGACAAGAGGAGGGCUUGUGUUUGUGGUUCAGCUACAGGCUCCGUCAUUGCCUCAGGGGUGGCUGCCUCAUUCACACUGUGCAGCACCUCUCACUAUUUUUCCUCUACCUCUCGCCCUCGCGCUGCUGUGAUGGUCUGUGUUUGUUGGAGCAACACACCCACCUGGGCGCAGCUACUUGCAAGCAAAAACUGAAACAGGGUCUCUCUACUCACGGAUAUUAUCGGAAAACUGGACUGGAGCUUCUGUCAAGGAGCAGUCUAUUGUUAGAGUGGACUAACCUCACAAUCAGCCGGAUGUUUCUUCUUUAUUCCUCCACUCAACAGGAUGUGUGACCCAGAAGGAACCAACCAGGACCAGGAAGUGGUAGUUGGUAUAUACAAAGUGAUGGCUUGUCUGCUUGACACUUUGACCAGCAAGAAAAGGAUCAUGGGAAAGUUGUAAACCCUAAGGUCGACCACUCAACACACUCUGGCGCUGACAACUUGACUGACAGCGUUAUGCCAUCUAAGCAAGUCAGACAGUAAAUCUUAAAGGCUACAUUUGUGUUACGUCAAGUUCAUCACCUCAUGUGGAUUAUUUUUAUGAACAUAUCUCCCGUCAUUGAUUGCCAUGGCUACGGCGGCAUGGUAUCAUCGUGACAUCAGCCGUGUGCAUGCUGAGGAUCUGCUGGCACGGGCAGGGAGGGAUGGCAGCUACCUAGUGAGAGACAGUGAGUCUGUGCCAGGAGCCUAUGCGUUGUGCCUGCUGUUUCAACGUCAUGUUCACACCUAUCGUAUUCUUCCUGAUGCAGACGGCCUUCUAGCAGUUCAGACGACACAGGGGGUGCAGGUGAACUGUUUCCGGACAGUGGAGGAUCUCGUGUUGGGGUACCAGCAUCCGCACAAGGGCCUGGUCACUCCUCUGCUCUACGCUGUUCCCCGGGAUUCAGACACUGGGGAUGAGAGCUCAGAUGAUGAGAAGCCGGCUCCAGUUCCUGGCCCUGUCCACACCGCACCUUCCACUGGACCACCAGCAAAACCAGCCCCUCAUACCCUGUUCCUGGAUAAACUGCAGGAGGUGAACACAUCCAGUACUGCAGGGGAGGUGAUCGGUCUUCUCAAUGACUACCUCUUCAGUGAGCUGCCUCUUGACAUUGAGAACGUGCACAAAGGUGCAACGACGCUGUGCCACCUCAAGCGUACUCUGGGUACUGCGUGCCAAGGCUUAAACAGUGAGAUCGACCUGACUCUCUCAAGUCUGGAAACCCUGGCAAAUGUCUUUGACCAUCCCAGCUGCUCUUUAACAAACACCAAAGCACAGGGCCAAGAGAUGGAGAUAGACAGCGUGUUGUUUAAGAUUUCAGCUUUGGUCAGCCUCCUUUCUUCAUUGGAGAAAAAGGUACUGAAAGCAUUACAAGAUGCAGUGACCAAUCACAAUCUGGCAGUGCAGCCGAGCCCGCCCCCUCCUGAACCGACACCCAUCAUCGUAACCUCCGUCAAGAACCAGGCCAGACAGCUGCCAGUCCACUCCUUUCAGGUGAAGAUGGUGAGGUAUGGCAGACAGACGGUUUCUGUGGACGUGGACACAGGAGUGCUGCUCUUUGACAGAAAGGCUGGUUCAUUUGGUAUAGAGAGAGUCUCACAUGACAGAAUCUUUCAGAUUGUCAAGUUCCAAAGCAGUCCGGCCAAGGUACGCAUGGUGGUGGACAGCCACCACAACACACCACGGGAGAUGACGUUUGAGAGUGCACGGAAACGCGACGCCUUCUGCCAACUCCUGCAGCUGAUGAAAACCAGACACUCUCAUCUGAGUGAACCUGAUGUGAUCUCUGUGUUCGUUGGCACCUGGAACAUGGGUGGUUCCCCUCCUCCUCGCAGCCUGCAGUCGUGGGUGACCUGCUGCGGUUUGGGACACACCCCCGACGCCUCCACUGCCUUGCUCCCUCAUGACAUCUACGCCUUGGGGACUCAGGAAAACCCUCAGGGGGAGAGAGAAUGGACUGAACAUGUCAAAACAACUCUUCGCAGCUAUACUCACAUCGACUACAAACAAGUGGCAGUACAGUCCCUCUGGAACAUGAGGCUGGCUGUGUUUGUGAAGCCGGAGCACGAGAGUCGCAUCAGCCAUGUGAACACGGCCAGUGUGAAGACUGGCCUGGGAAACACUUUGGGAAACAAGGGAGCAGUCGGUGUGUCUUUCCUCUUUAACGGGACAUCUUUUGGGUUUGUUAACUGCCACCUGACCUCUGGCAGUGAGAAAGUCCUAAGGAGGAACCAGAACUUUGUGGACAUUCUCAGGCUGCUCUCUCUGGGGGACAAACAGCUCGGGGCCUUUGACCUCAGCCUGCACUUCUCCCAUCUCUUCUGGUGCGGAGACCUCAACUACAGACUCGACUUGGACGUACAGGACAUCCUGAAACAUGUUUCUAAGAGGGAGUUUGAGGAUCUCAUGUGUGCAGACCAGCUGACCCGAGAGAGACACAAGAGGAAGUCCUUUCUCAAUUUCAAGGAAGAGAAGAUUGCGUUCCCACCCACCUACCGGUAUGAGCGGGGCUCCAGAGACUGCUACCUUUGGCAAAAGUACAAAACCUCAGGAGUACGAGUCAAUGUGCCAUCGUGGUGUGAUCGGAUUCUGUGGAAGUCUUACCCAGAGACACACAUCUUCUGCACAGCGUAUGGUUGCACGGAUGACAUCUUCACCAGCGAUCACUCUCCUGUUUUUGCCACGUUCCAAGUGGGAGUCACAUCACAGUUCAGCUCCAAAACAGAAACAAAGUCAGGCGUGGAGAGGGCCUGGAUAGAGCUUGAAGGCAUCGAGGCCAUUGUGAAGACGGCAAGCAAGGCCAAAUUCUUCAUUGAUUUUCAUUCUCCUUGCAUCGAAGAGACACGGCGAUCAAGUGAGAAUGACUCACAGAGCUGUGAUGUUCCCAGAUUUCUCAAACUGGGCUGGUCCUUCAAACAACUGCCAAAGCUUUUUCCAAUCAAGUCUGACAUGGAGUAUCUUCAGGACCAGCACCUGCUGUUGUCUGUCAAGUCAUGUGACGGAUUUGAGUCAUACGGGGAAUGCUGUGUGGCUCUGCGCUCACUCACCGGUGCAUCUGAGCAGUUCGAGACCUUUCUGAGUCACCGAGGUGAGGAGAUGGGUUCGAUAAGAGGACGCGUCAGGGUUCAUGUGCCCAAGGAGAGACGGGGAACACGGGAGAAGACCUAUGAGUGGUUCUCCUUUGAGAAAAAUGACAAAGGUCUUGCCAGAGGACACAUGUCUCCUGCAUCUACACAUGUCCCAAUAAACAGGUCUUUGGCAGUUCCUCCUAAACUCACUGCAAGCAGCUACACCAACCCAGCCUACUUCAUCUUUGAAGGUGUGUCAGUGACACGCAGGGUGGAGGAGGCUCUCCCUCAGCUGAGGGACCCUCAGGUCAUCUGGUCUGGAAAUGAGGCCUUGCAGCUCCCAAAAAUCUCAGGACGUCAGGGCUUCGACAGAAGACCCUGUCGCAGAUCAGACUUUACAGAGAUUGAAAUUCCAGCCAUCCCACCCCAGUACACUCCAACCACUGACCAUCAUACACCCCAAACCAACUCCUCCUAUCAGCUCUUCCCAGCCAAGAGCCCAUCUCCCAUGCCUCCACCCUCAGGCAACACCAUGUCACAGUACCAGGAACAGACCUCACAACCCAGAGACAAAUACCAAUGUAAGAAAAACGUUCAAGACUCCGUACUGCCAGACAAGAACCUGAGGAACUUGUAUAUGAACCAAUCGGCAAUCAUCAGGGAAAAAACCAGAAGGGAUCAUCAUCAGCUUCUCCCAGAGAGAACCAGUCCUAUCCGGGCCUCCAAGGUGCCGUCAGCGUUCCCCUACACCCCCCCUGCCUCAGCACACUCUCAGGCCUCUGUGCCCUGGAUAGUGGAUCAGCAGCCGCCUGGACCUUCAGGAGACAACUCGCUCACUGCUCUGCAGAUGGCCAAGUCCCUCAGCGAAGUUGACUUCUUCCCCCCUAUGCAGAGAGGCCCAUCUAUACUCAACCAUAGGCCAAAGUAUAGGAAUGGACCUUCUAUGCAUGGAGAUAGAGGCUACAGCUGGGAGAAAGAAGUCUCGGUCCUCCAAUGUGCACCAGAAACCGUGCGGGAGCUUCUCAGCGCUCUGGGUCUCCAGAAAUACACCCUGGGACUUAGCCUCAAUGGCUGGGAUGAUCUGGAUUACUUCAGUGGUAUCACUGAGGAGGAUUUACGCGCCGCAGGAGUGACAAACCCUUCACAUCGGCGCAGGAUCCUCGACAACCUGCCCAGAAACUGGAACUGAAAUACACAUAAGAAAUACUGCUGGUACGAAACCUCGUAGUCCGCUCAUUUAGAAACUGGAAUGACUGUUAUAACCAAGAUCUUAAAGGACAGAAAGACUGAUCAAAAAUCAAUCACAUCGGCUGGACUUUACCACACUGCUGUGGCCUUUUUAUUUACUGGAUUAAUACUGUAACCUUAGUUUGUCAAUACAGUAAAGGGAACAUGACGCAGAAAGUACUCAUUGCACAGUUGGCUUAUAGCCAUCUAUCCAUAUUGACACAUAAAGAAAGCUGUGGGUGGUAUGACAGGAAGCGUUGACACGUAUCUCGAGUUACUCACACAUAAACCAAUAUUGAUCAUGGCAUUGAUUUAAUGUGUAAUGUAUUUUCAAUGACUAUAAAAAUAUAGUCAGUCAAUUUUCAGUGUUCACUCAAGGCUAGUGUUUACCAUUCACCUUCAUCCCUUUUACUGUGUGCUUUACUUUACUCUGCUAUUAUUGAGCCUGGAUCCUGCCUUCUAAAAGCCCUCUAUUAAACCUAUGGAGCAUAACAUCAAUAUCUGUACAUAUCUACUGGAACAUUGUCUGUAAAGUUUGUUUACUGUGUCCUACUGUUGCUAUCAUGUCACUUAAUCGGUACCAAUGUCCACUGUGCAUGUUUUGUGCACCCCUUUUUUUUUUAAAGUAAAGUGUAUAAAGCAACUCUUGGCUGUCACUAAGCAAUCACAAGUUUUAUUUCAUGCUGUCAGGGGCUGGAAACAGAGAAACAAUUCAAAUAUGUUCCAAUUCAUUGCACUAAUGCUGCUUAUACUAUGUUGUUUAAUGUCACCUAGCUCUAUGGCGAAGCCUAUUUAAUGGUUUUGUUUUACAAUAAAAGCCAUGCAAUUA